Molecule: messenger RNA, 2920 nt
Organism: Coregonus clupeaformis (lake whitefish)
Lineage: Eukaryota; Metazoa; Chordata; Actinopteri; Salmoniformes; Salmonidae
Product: calcium-binding mitochondrial carrier protein SCaMC-2-B
Exons: 10
Coding region: 87-1499 (470 amino acids)
Biological process (GO): transmembrane transport
Cellular component (GO): mitochondrial inner membrane
Molecular function (GO): calcium ion binding; ATP transmembrane transporter activity
Source: RefSeq, a predicted model, not a curated record
UAGUAUUAACACGCCAAGUUGAACAGUUUUUGGUGUACUAGCUAUUUAUUUAUUUAUUGUGGAACGUGUUUACCUUUAUUUUAAAUAUGCUUGGCCUGUGCCUUUAUGUGCCUGUUCCGAAUUCGGAUGCGACUGAAUUCGAGUAUUUUGAGUCCAAUGGACUACCAUCAGAGUUGAAAUCGCUCUUCAAAUUGAGUGUGUUUCUACCUUCACAAGAAUUUUCUACUUAUCGGAAAUGGAGAAAGAAAGUGGUGAAAAGUGCAGAUAAGGACCUGGAUGGGCAGAUGGUCUUCGAGGAGUUUGUUAACUAUUUGCAAGAUCAUGAGAAAGACCUGAAGAUUGUCUUCAAGAGCCUGGACAGAAGGAGAGCUGGUAAAAUAUAUUCUAAGGAGAUCAUGCAGUCACUCCAGGACCUUGGUCUUCACAUAUCCCAGCAGCAUGCCGAGAAGGUCCUACAAAGCAUGGAUAAGAAUGGAACGAUGACUAUCGACUGGAAUCAGUGGAGCAACUACCCUCUGCUACAUCCCAAAGAGAACAACAUCCCUGGGAUCACCCUCUACUGGAAACACUCCACGCUCUUUGAUGUAGGUGAGAAUCUGAUGGUGCCUGAUGAUUUCACAACAGAGGAAAAACUGACAGGAAUGUGGUGGAGGCAUCUGGUUGCCGGCGGAGGUGCAGGAGCAGUGUCCCGAACAUUCACCGCCCCCUUAGACCGACUCAAAGUACUCAUGCAGGUCCAUGGUUCCCAUAGCAACAACAUGUGCAUCAUGAGUGGGCUCACCCAGAUGAUCAAAGAAGGUGGGAUGAGGUCGCUGUGGAGAGGGAAUGGAAUGAACAUCAUCAAAAUCGCCCCCGAAUCUGCCAUUAAGUUCAUGGCUUAUGAGCAGAUCAAGCGUUUGAUUGGCAGUGAUAAGGUGACACUUGGCAUCCUGGAGCGUUUUGUGGCUGGUUCUAUGGCUGGAGUCAUCGCUCAGAGCACCAUCUACCCCAUGGAGGUUCUGAAAACGCGGCUUGCCCUGCGAAAGACUGGUCAGUACUCUGGCAUCUCUGACUGUGCAAAGAACAUCUUUAGGAGAGAGGGACUGGGUGCCUUUUACAAGGGCUUUAUCCCCAACAUGAUGGGCAUCAUCCCCUAUGCUGGAAUCGACCUGGCUGUGUAUGAGACAUUGAAGAACUCCUGGUUAGAAAAGUAUGGCACCAAAAGUACUGACCCGGGAGUGUUCGUUCUGCUUGGCUGUGGCACAGUCUCCAGCACCUGUGGUCAGCUGGCCAGCUACCCCCUAGCCUUGGUCAGGACUCGCAUGCAGGCACAAGCCAUGAUGGAGGGCAGCCCACAGAUGACAAUGUCAGGGCUCUUCAAACAAAUCAUCCAGACAGAAGGGGCCACUGGCCUCUACAGGGGCCUGGCCCCUAACUUCCUGAAGGUCAUUCCAGCUGUCAGCAUCAGCUAUGUGGUGUACGAGAACCUGAAGAUGUCGCUGGGAGUUAAGUCGCGAUGAGAAGGUGACUCACGACAUCUGAAUAGUUCAGCUUUGAAAGCACUGAGGAGGUUGGUGUGUGUGUGUGUGUGUGUGAGACUCCUCCGAGUUGAGGCUAAGGAAUCUCUGACUCUUGAGGUUUGUGGAGCCAUCUCAUUCUGUGAAUGCCAGAGGAUGGAGGAGAACAAGGGACAACAGAAUGAAAAGGUAUCGACUCUGUGAGCUGAAAUGGAGGGGGAGGGGGGAGGGGGGGGGGCUUCCCUCAACAUUGCUAUUGCUGCUAUUGUUUAAUAGUUUAUUUUAGAAGAUCAAUUGUUGAGUUAUGACCAGAAUUAUACAGUGAAUGUUGGUUAGCUACUCAACUGAGUGAGCAACUCUAUAAUUGGGGACCAAUUCUUGUUGUUGCCCAUUUGUGGUAUAGUGCCUCUGUAAGAAUGUUCCUCUCUCACUUUGGUUUCACUCAGUAAAUUAGGCUAUGCAACAGUGCAAACUGCACCAGACUCAUUAAGUAGAAACUACUUCAGUUAUGCCCAAUGCACAACAAAUGUUUUUGACUAACAUGAUGUAUUCAGACAUUUUCCUUAGCAUUAAUGGGUUUUCCGAGUAGUUAUUGGUUUUUCCCCCACAUUUGCCUGAUAUGAAAAUGAUAUUCAGUCAUGUUCCUUGAAUAUAGGGAAUUGAGCAAAAGCACAUGUGGUGUUUCUUUCCCCUUCUCACUUGGUGCAGAUAGACAAUUUAUUCACACUGCCAUUUCCGACUAAAUUAGGGUGUAUUUCUGAAGGAUUUAAGUAUUUAUUGAUGUCCAAUCGAUCCAAUAUUUAUUUUUGUUUUUUAUUGUCUGGAGAUGACCAUUAAGAAUCGCAUGUCUGUUUUUUUUCUUCCAGAACACGGCACUAACUGGCUUUAUGUUCAUAAGUUUGAUUGUUAUUGAUAACUAACUGAAGAGCCAUAUUAUGUACAAGUAUUGUGGGUGUUUUUGCUAAAUAAGAUCACAUGAGAUUCUUAUGCAAUGUUAAAGAGCAUGUAUUUGUAAAUGUUUUCAAUGCAAACCAGCUUUAAAUUAUUGCUUGAGUCAAUCCUGCAUAUAUUUUCCCUUAAUAUAUAAAUGUAAUAGUUUGUCAGUUUACAUUAGUUGUUUAUUAUGGAAAUGCACAAUAAUUACUUCUGUGUUGAGGUCAGGAGAGUCUUGGUUGUCAGGACACUUAAUCAAUGUCUUUAUACCUAAAACCAAACAUGAUUUUAGAGCUUUGAGUAGAUUGAUGAUUAACAGUAAUGCACUUUAAUUCAUGCUGGAGACACUUUUGAAUGUUUUGCAUUACCUUUAGAUACAAACUGGGAAAUCACUUCAACUUUUGAAAAUAAUAAUGUAAUUAUUAAACCUUUUUAAUGGACCAUUUUGUACAAUGUUCUUUGAGCAAAUAAAUUAAAAGUAUUGUAUAAUA